Molecule: messenger RNA, 6897 nt
Organism: Sphaeroforma arctica JP610
Lineage: Eukaryota; Ichthyosporea; Ichthyophonida
Exons: 4
Coding region: 1-6897 (2298 amino acids)
Source: RefSeq, a predicted model, not a curated record
AUGGCGACUUCCAAACAGAAUUCCCUUGUGGCUGUGGGACUGAUUUUGUCCUUAGCAGUGCAGCUCACGGGUGCUCAACAUGCAUGUGCACAUCGUCCAGAGUAUGAAAUGCUGACAGGGGCAGGUGAGGGUCUGAAAAUCAAAAUCAAUGUCAAGGAAAUGCGCGAACAUCUUCUGCGUUUAACGCUUCCCAAUGAGCCGGCGUACAACGAAGCUAUGUACGGGGCCUAUCUAUAUGAGGAGAUCGGCUGUGGAAUGCGUCAGGCUGAACAUGGUUGCGGACUGGCGGCACUAGGUGGUGAAAGCAAGUUCUGGGAUGAGAUUAGUGAGGAAUAUCGUAUUUCGCAAAAUGUUCGAGAUCCAGACUUCUUAAAGUCGAUUGAAUCACGCACAAAAACAAAUGCUAUUGGUGAAGUACAAGAUACUAUACUUGCUCCCGGAAUGGCCGCUGCGGAUGCUCAGGCCGCUUGGGUAUGGGGCUGGAAUACUAAUAACACUGACCGGCUCGAUCAAGAGAAAUGGUGGCAUCACGGCUGUCCCGAUCUAUGUGUUGAUAUGAGUCUCGAGUGGGAAAAGUACGAUUCCAACACAUUGCAAAAGGAAUUCGGACUCCGGCGAGUUGGUCAUACAGUGUCGAAUGCUGGUCAUAACUCAGUCUCCCACGGCGUGAAGCAAGCCAAUACAAUUGCCUACCCAAGUGACAGGAAUGCCUCAAAAACUUCGAAAGUACCUGGCGUAGUCAACCAUCCCUAUAUUGAAGACGACAGUUUCUCCAGAAACACAUCCUCGAGCGCUACCAAUGUAAUAUCCUAUACCACUGGUGAUUCGUCACGUCUUUUCACGAUCGUAGACGCCGUCACCGGCGAAGAGUUGGCCGCGUCAUAUAUGGAGGCAGCUACACAGCAGUGGUUUUUGGAGCUACCUAUCUACGAGCCAAGUGAUGAAGUUACUGAAAGUUGGAGGGAGGACUUACUCAUAACAUCCCGACGCGACCUACAUAAUUAUGGACCGUAUCAAUCCAAGAUAGCCAAUUUGCUCAAAUAUGACUACAACGAUUAUUACGAGCUAACCAACGACGGCUUCAUGUUCCGCUUUUACGAGACGGCCAAUCACACUAAGCCAUUUGUUCCAAGUGCCGACUUCUACAUCGUUCCUGGUGGUACACAGAGGCCUGCACACACCGGCCAAGUAUAUUCAUUCGACAAUUGGAAUCGUUAUCAAGACCACGCGUUUUACAAUGUUCAGGGAGGGCUGUUCAAGAAAACUGAUGCCGAAGGUGACAGUUUCAACCUCAUAGCCAAGUACGUCGACCAUCGUGACGGGGUGUGCGAUUUUAGUGAUUUUGUAGAGAUUAUACCCGAGCCUCUAAACAAUGACGAAGUUGUCAUCGUUCCAACACAUCGUGGCAAGGACAUUGGAUUGUCGGCUGUUCUUGAUCGCAGCGAUGAGCAGGAUGGGUUGAUAUACGAGGUGACCCGUACAACAGAGAUACCCGCCAACAGUGCGGGAACACUUCUGCUCGACAACGUGAACGUGGGCGGUCUCUUAGGUGAUACUAAUGCAGUUGUCUCGGAUCUGGGUAACUUUCCAAAUAUCACUAUCAGCGUCAGCCAACCAAAGGUUCGCAUGAGUGUCAGUGAGGUAACAGAUAUCGAUGGGGCGGACAACAUAAUAGUGUUGUCAGAACAGAUUCGCCUGCACGAGAUCAGCAAUCCCAGUGUAUACCAGGAAAAUGAUGAUGGUUCGAAUCACACCGCCUUCCCGCUAUGGGACACCUGGGCGUGGAUGACGCCGAUGAAUGCCAUCACCCGUGCCGAGGCCGAAGCUAUGGAUCUGACCGUGAAUCAAGCCUUACUCAAUACUAUGCCGGGAUUUAACUACACUUCAUGGGUAGUGAAUACAAACUCGAAGCUAUACCAGCAGGACCUUAGUCUUGAAGAGCGCGUGAAUCUCGCGGAAUUGGACAUCAACUACAUCAGGGAACUUACACUUGCCCAGCGAGAGGAACGGUUCUCAUUGGCAGCGUAUGCCAGGGGAGACGACCCCGAGACUAUCAUUAUUUGGUGGGGUAUCGAUACUGAGCGUAAUCUCAAUGUGGUGCCUACCUACUCCAAAAUGGCGAAUAAGAAUAGUGCCACAUCCGGUUACUUCCUCUACUACCCCAAUAUGAGUGAGUUGAAUCCACUUGUGUGCGACAAGGGCGCAACUCGCGGCAGUGAAUUCGCCCCGUACAUGGAGACUCAUCACUAUGUUGCCAAACAUUCUGGUGACUGGUACAAGACUUAUAAGGUCGAUACGAACGCACCAACAACAGUAACCGCUACACUGACUGUAACAAUGGAUUACCCGCCAUCGGCCGAGCACCCCGAGGGCCACAAGACUGUGUCCACGUUCGAAAACUUUGCCAUGGAUGGGGACAGUAUUGACUUUGUUGACUCCGCAGCGAAGCUGACAAUUAAAAAGACGGGCAGUGCAGCAUUCUCUGUGGCCGAGCUGGUCGGCCAUUCUGCAAUGCAGGGCUUAGCUGAAUUUGGUGUUCUUCGCCACGGCAACUAUAAAGGAGAUUUUGGCGAUGACUACAAAUGGAACGUUUUGACCCCUGCACUCGGUGACAUCCAUCAAAACUGUGGAGGCGUGGCAUACGACAACACUCUAUUGAUUGAUUGCGAUGAAGCUCAAUCGCAGUGCUACGAGAACAAUCCUGGAUACCUACGUCAAAGACUCGCUCAAUCGGCGCCGUUUAAUGCGACUUUGUUAAUUGGCGAUGUUGUCGAUGCAGAUGGCAACACUAUGCACAGAAUCCGAUUUGUUGAAGAUGGGUCUGCUCUCGAGCUCUAUCCUAAAGCCGAUCCACUCACAUUCACAAACGCUUACCAACUGGCAAUCACCUUUCCAGGCUUCAGUAUCCAGGAUGAGCAGGGGCAGGUUGGCUUGCAAUCUGAUAUGGGUUUUGAUGUGGCAGUGACAGUCAUUCCUGCCACCGACGGGUCUACUGUUUCAGGAUUUCUCACUUUUGCAAACGACAAUGCUGACGGCAAAUCUUGGGGACCAUUCGAUAUCAGCCUCAUGUGCAGUAUUACUAACGCCCAGACAGGUGCGAUUAGCGAGCCCGUAGAGAUCCAUACCGUUGAAGGUGUCAUGGUAGCACCGAAUAGCCAAAAAUCGAGCACACUCGAUUUCAGUCUGAUUUCGAGUGGCAUGGCAUCUUUGGUCGGGGACACCAUGAUGUGCAAAGUAGUUCAAUCCAUCGAAAGCGAGAUUGGCGAUGCGGACUCCAAGAUUUCUACCACAAUCUCAAGUGUCAGCGUGCCACUCUUUGUUUAUCAGGAUGACUCUAUGACAGAACCUGAGUUGCUUUUCAACGAACCGUGCCUCAACAGUCAGUUAACUGCUAGCGAUACCGGCACACAAGUGGCGUGGGAGCACGAGGGAAAAGUGUAUUGGGAUGAUUUUGGCGAUAACAGAUUGACAUGGGGCAAAGUAAUUGUAACCACUACCACAGAUACGCCUCAUGAGUUCUCUUACACUGCUCGGUGCGGUCACGUUGGGCCAAUGCCGUACCGCUUCACAAUGCACGAACAAAAAGAUAGACCGAGUAACUUUAACUUUUUGUGGUUCCAUGACGAGUAUGCACCGGCACCAACCUUUGUCAAUGGUAUUGGAACGAAAGAGGUAAACCCCAUCGAUGGCCGCAUGCAUGUGGUGAAGGAAGUCGCUCCUAUAUGCAAAGAAAUCAAAGCACUCAACGGAACUGCCGGUACUAACCAUUGUGUUUGGAGUAUCCACCGCGGGGCUUUUGAAAGUGAAAAAGGACUGUGGCAUCACAACGGCCAGCAGCAGGAUGAGUGUCUGGUCACAAUCCUGGAGAAGGUGGGCAAGUGCUGGGUUCCAAUUAGCACCUUCUCGGACCUCUCCGGCAAGGAGGAGCCCGAGACGACUAAUGUAGAGGUCGAGGUUGCAUUCAACGUCAAGGAUCAGUUCAAUGACAUUCGCGAGCAGACUGUCCAGUCGUUCUCAAUGACCUUGGACGGGUCUUUCAAUGAGUUUGAUGCGUGCGUCGAUCCGGCGACCCUGGCAGCUGGUCCCCUAUGCCCAGCCUCUCAGCAGUGUGUCAGUCUACCCGGUGGCAGCCAUCAGUGCGUGUGCUCUAUCGCUACGAUGCAAGCCAACCCGACGACAGGCGCUUGUGAAUGUCCUGAAGGCAAGCAGCGCGGUGACGAUGACUACUGCUACGACGUGAUCGAGUGCCCCAAGGGAGAACGCGUCGUACUAGACGUUGCCACAAUGUCGUCCGAAUGUGUUGCGUGUGAUGAGGGUUGUCUCGAGUGUGAUGCCAGCAACAACUGCCUGGAAACUGUCCCAGUACCAUGCGACGCAAACUGUGCGACUUGCGACUCUACUGGGGUAUGUACUAAGCUGGCUCCGGAGGCAUGUCCCUUUGGUUGCGACGAGUGCACCUUGGAUGGUAUCACCUGUACCAAGCGCACAAGGGGUUACUACGUUAACCAGGAUUUCGAAUUUGAGUGCAGAAACGACGGUACAACUGCGGCCGAAUAUCUCAAAUGUAAAUUCCAAUCAGACAUUUCGGUAUUCAACAAGGGCUCCGACAAGAAGUUGUGCUCGGAGAAGUUUGGUGCCGAUUGCACGCAUUGCAACUACAAGUUCUGCAUGGAGCGCCGGGGAGAGAAUUUUGUCGACUUCCCAAGUUUGGAUCACUACCAGACUGGGUACUUCCUUGAGAUAUUUCCCGAGAGAAGCAACGACAUCGGCUCCUCCAGUACUGACCUCUGCUAUGGAGACAAUUACAUAUAUGCACAAGAUGCCCCGGAAUUUAACAUCAAGGGUGUGGUAUCAUGGCAAGCAGCUUGCGAUGGUAAAAAUAUAACUAACAGAGCGUUCGAAACUGUGCUGCAGGACUACCGCUCGCUACCAGGAACAACAAGGCGCAAAACUCAGAAAGUCGGACUCGUCUACAGUGUCGUUGGUGAGAUAGGUCAAGGGGCAAUUAUCGUUACGAAUCUGGAAGAUAUUGAUCUCGCCAGAGAUUGGAUAAAGAUGACCAGCGAAACCGGCACGUGGGUACCUUUAUUGAUGAACAACAACACGUAUACGUGCGACGAGCUGAUAGGCCCUGGCUGUGCGCAGUGCAGAACAGGUUAUAAAGCGUGGGAGGAAUACAACUUUCCAUACUACGAAUGCUCCGAGUGGAACGAAGGAGUCCAGCCCUACCAACGUAGCCAGGCUGAACAUAUCGAGUAUGACCACUAUCUCGCUCCCACUCAUCCGUUGAAGGAAGCUACAUACUGGGUGGAACGAUUAGCUCUUGAAAACUCUUAUCAGUGUGCCGAACUAUUCCGUGACGCCGAUAAUAUAUAUAGGUACACAGACAAAGUAACGCCUCGGGCGGCCGCACUGGGUGCAAAAAAUACGGAUCCCUUCCGUGAGCAGGGACCGUAUGAUCAAUGGCUCAUGUACGAGGGCUGCAACAAAUGCGACAGAAAAUCCCGAACGUGUACCGAAUGGAAGUGCCCCUUCAGGAGUCAGAAGGUAUUGAACUACACUGCAGAUAGACGCAAAUCGCAGUUCGCGGAACACAGGGAUUACUACGAGGAACUCAUCAAGUGGGGCACUGACCCUGUACUUAGCGAUCCAUCUCUAGAACUGGACCAGAUCGACUAUGACAGAUUUGAGAAGCAGUUCAGUUCAUGCGAGUGCAAUGUCGCCGACGGAUACGCGGUUAUCGACUACAUUGAAGAAUUCUUCCUCGGUACGGGCAUACAAAGAACCUGGGGUAAUCUCGGCACUGCUCACCAGGAAUGGAAUAAUUGGGGUUAUUGGGGCGGAUAUUCUCUACAAAUGGAGUGGUACUACUCAGACAUAGACUAUGCAGCGAUGGCUUCCCGUAUGUGCCGAGCCAAUGUGCUUCGCACAGUACACCCUGAUACUGCUGUGGCAACCAUGAGCAGCUACACCGCGUCGGGGUCGACUCUGAACGGUAAUGCCAGUAUGGCCUUCAAGGGCGCAGUAGGUCUCAAGGACAUCGGAGACGAGGUCCACGGUCCUAUCAACAUUCCUAUCGAUACCUGCGCUAAAACUGGCGUGAUCAGUAAUGUGGCGACCGCCACUGACGGAGAGCUCAAUCCCUGGUGGAAGGUGGAGCUGCCUGAAGCGUACAACAUCUAUGCGGUGCGAAUUUUCAACCAAGAUUCUGACAAUUUAGAUGCCAUGAACAAUGUGACCAUCACCAUCUCCAACUCCACGACCGGCGAAAUCACACACGAUUGCGUACCCUACAAGAACUACAGGGAAAUAAAGUACGAGUCCGCUAGCCCAUUGUGGGCACCGACCGAUGGUUACUUUGCUCCCCCAUUGCCGGAUUCGUACAAAUACAACAAGAUGGCGAAAACAGGAGCAGUGCCUGUCGACGACGGUCUAGACGCAAUGAACUUCAACCAAAGUCGGUACUAUUUCAGUGAAGAAACCGAGACGUACAAGGAGAAGAACAUUGGGCCUGGGUGGAACAUCAAAGAUAAGUAUGUGAACCUUAAGCGGCCGGAUCACUUUAAGGGACGUCGCGGAGUCAUCGAUACAGAAACGCACAAGGACAGCUUCAACCCAAGCAUCAAGGCCUUCUGCUGGCCGCGAUGGCCGCUAGACUACACUAAGGCGUGGGGAGUACAAAGAAGCAUAUACAAUGCAGCCAAGGGCAAUGUGAUCACGGUUACACAGCACAACGAGGCCCGUGACAGGGCCACUGCCGAUCCCGAGGAGUAUCGUAUCACGCUCUGCGACGUGGGCGUCUACACGUGGGACGAUGACAAGGUGGUCUACGACGACGACGGAGAAGCCGAACCACUCAAUGUGCCCGUACCAGGCUAUAACUACAACUGGCAGUAA